CCUUUAAAUGUCCCGCGGAUCCAGUACGUUCCACGCUCCAAUCCCCUGCUCUCUCUCUCUCUCUCUCUCCACGUCCACAUGGGCACGGCUUGGCCAAUUUCCUCCGGAAAAUGGCCGAGAAAAACUGCCGAGGUCCUUGUUUCAGCCAUAAGUUGGGUUGUUUUCCUCGUCCUCGACUUCCUCGACACUGUUCUCUGCAUUUUCUUCAGAAUCGCAGAUGAAUACAUUGAAGGAAACGCCAGGGAGUGUUACUGCCACAGCAGGGGAGAGAAAGGAACGAGUGUCAUGAGCGAUGAGAGAGAAAGUGAAGUUUCAGAGACUCUUUAUGGGAGGAAAAACCUGUUCAGGGAAAUCGGUUUUCUUGGAUUUCCAAGAAAGUUGGAGGGGUUGCAGGAAAAUGGAGGUGGGAAGGGGGUGGUGGGGAGUAGGUGGUCCGACUGUGGGUGUGAGUCUUGUGUUUCUUGGAUGAGCAAUGGUGAUCAGAGGCUUCAUGUUGUUGUGAAAGAACCAUCAAAAGCUACAUUUGGACAUGGUUGCAGUGAAAGGCCAGCAGAAAAUGUGAUAUUCUUACAUGGCUUCCUCUCCUCCUCCUCACUUUGGACAGAAAUGGUGUUUCCUUGCCUAUCCGAGUCCACAAACCGUAAUUACCGAUUAUUUGCGGUGGACCUCUUAGGCUUUGGAAGAAGCCCAAAGCCAAGAGACUGUUUAUACACUCUGAGGGAUCACUUGGAAAUGAUUGAGGAAUCAGUCAUCAGUCCUAAUGAGUUGGGUUCUUUCCAUUUGGUUUCACAUUCCAUGGGUUCUGUAAUUGCACUGGCAUUGGCUGCAAAGUACUCCAAGUCUGUAAAAUCUAUCACCCUUAUAGCACCGCCUUAUUUCCCUUCUCCUAGAGAUGAUGCCAGUUUGACAGCACUAGGAAGGCUUGCAGAAAGGAAAAUUUGGCCACCAUUGUCAUUUGGAUCAGCAGUUAUGUCAUGGUAUGAGCAUUUGAGUCGAUGUGUAUGUUUCCUCAUCUGUCGGAACCAUAGGGCAUGGGAGUGGAUUCUCAAGCUACUAGCUAGAAAAAGGGAUUUACACUUCCUGGUCUUGGACUUGGCAAGACACACUCAUCAGUCAGCAUGGCACUCCAUGCAUAAUGUGAUAUGCGGCGGUGCAAAAUCAAUGGACAAGUAUUUGGACGCUUUGAAUGGUUCUGGAGCAAAGGUCCACAUCAUGCACGGUACUCAGGACCAGUUAGUUCCUCCGGAAUGCAGCUUUAGCAUCAAGAUGAAAGUUCCUCACACACAGCUUAACAUUCUUCCCAAUGCUGACCAUAUAACUGUAAUUCUCGACAGAGAGAAGCAUUUUACUCGGGAUUUAGAGCGUAUAUGGGCAUCAGCAUCUGGUGUUAGGAUAGGAGAAUAAUGUUAGGAUAGGAGAAUAAUGUACUUGAAGCCUAUAUAUUCGGUUCAAUGGAGUCAAAGUUGAUAUGGAAUGGAAUUGAAGACCGGAAUAAAACCGAAUGGAAUAAAGCCGGAAUGGUCAUUCUUAUUCCUAUGUUUGGUUGUGCCUAGGAAUCACUAUGUUGGAUGAAAACCGAAACCCAGGAAAGGGAACAUCUCUCUCAUGUGUGUAUCAGCAUGCUGGACGGAUAAGUUAUUUCCUGAGCAUUUAACUCCCGUCCUUCUCGUCUUCCAUCCUAUGCAUAACGGCUUGUAUUUUCUCAACAUUUCAUACACAUAAAGAUACAUACGUGAAUACAAAACAAAAUGUCAGUAUGUUCAAUAUUGAUUCUCGUCUUCGAUUGGAACU
This is a messenger RNA of Rhododendron vialii, 1791 nucleotides long. Its product is annotated as probable lysophospholipase BODYGUARD 4. The coding region runs from base 79 to 1404 and encodes 441 amino acids. Lineage: Eukaryota; Viridiplantae; Streptophyta; Magnoliopsida; Ericales; Ericaceae. The transcript is spliced from 4 exons. The record is from RefSeq and is a predicted model, not a curated record.